Messenger RNA from Ficedula albicollis (Collared flycatcher), 3924 nucleotides. It is a transcript of the gene CLDN25, whose product is annotated as claudin 25. The transcript has a single exon. The record is from RefSeq and is a predicted model, not a curated record. Bases 1395 to 2087 code for a protein of 230 amino acids. Gene Ontology annotation, cellular component: plasma membrane; bicellular tight junction. Gene Ontology annotation, biological process: bicellular tight junction assembly; cell adhesion. Gene Ontology annotation, molecular function: structural molecule activity. Lineage: Eukaryota; Metazoa; Chordata; Aves; Passeriformes; Muscicapidae.
UGUGCCACCGUGGCCGGUGGGAGGAAAAGAAGGACUGGGAGCUCGGCGGCGGCCGCCAAUCCUCCUCCAGCGGCAGAAGGUCACCCGUUAAUCUGUCUCAAUGACAGGCACAAUUACCUUGAGACGAUUUAAUCGGAAGGAGCAGGUGCCCCAAUGCCUGGGGGAAGCAGCAGGAGGGGUUUCCCGGCGGAUUUCCCUGCUCUUGCCCUUGGGAUGAUGCUCUCUGUCUGCUCUUAGGAGCGGGAUGGUCAGCAAGGGCUGGAAGACAUCCCCGUUCUCCUGCCUGGUCUGUGCUUCCACGUCGAACGUGUUUCGUGCUCCCUAGCCCCCCUCCUUCUGGGAGCCCCCUACAAAGAUCCUCCUGAUACUCACCAGGGCUGGACCCCGGGACCAGCAGGACUCAGUAAUUUCCAGUCUGGCUCCCGAUACAGAUAAGAAAGACGGCGGAUGAAGGAGAGAUUAGUUGCUAAUCUCCCAGGGAAGAUGAAUCUGCAAGCUGGACCCCGCGGAGGGAACGCACGUGGGGGAGGAUGGGAGCCCAGUGCCAGCACAAACUUGGGAUUUUCCUGACGCUUCUUUUCAUCCUUUUCAUAGAAUCCCAGAAUGGUUUGGGUUAGAAAGGGCCUUAAAGAUCAGUCCAGCUCCAACCCCCUGCCACAGGGACACCUUACACCGGACCAAGCUGAUGGACAUGGGUUUUCUCCAGCCUUGUGUUUGCAUCAGGACGUCUCCUGUCAGGACAACAGUUUCCUCACACACAAGCACCAUGAGUUGCGGCUGCUGGUGAAGGGCUGGGUGCAGGACAGGGUGAUCAGUGCCCACCUGUGAGAAGCAGGACCCAUCUCCAACCUGCUUCCUUCCUCGGACAUCCCCAUUCUCAACGCAGCUCUCAAAGGCUCCUUUGCAUAUUUAAUUAAUGACCGAAUGAGGGUCCAGGCCUCCAACCGAGGCGCUAACUCCCGAGAAAAGCCUGAUGCCAGCUCUCUACUGGCUGUCUGCAUUUCGUGUUGGGGUGCCAGCCGUGACCCACGGAGGCUGGAGCUGCUGCUGCCGAGAAUCGCUUUCCCUGCCAAAGCUCUCGCUCCGGAGUGGCCAAGGCUCGGAGGAUUUGCAUGCUUUGGCUUAACCCUCCUGGGCACGGCGAGGCAGCGGCGGGACUCAGCCCGGAGUUACCGCGGGGAUGCACCCGGCUUUUCCUGCUGAGCCGGGCUCUCCUUUUAGCGUGGAAAAACCAACAACAGCUGAAAAACGACCGUGGCCACACCCCGGCGUUGGAGGAGCAGGCUCGAAUCGGCCCCCCCGGGCUGCAGACGCGGCCGGGCGGACGCUGCUCACAGCGUUCAUGCCCGCGGCCGCGCUCGGGGCUGAUCUGCGCCCCGAGCUAGCGGGGCACCAUGGCCGGGGGCUGGGGGGCAAAGGCGCAGGGCGGGGGGAUGCUGCUGGCUCUCCUCGGAUGGAUCAGCUCCUGCGUCACCACCUUCGUGCCACUCUGGAAGAACCUCAAUUUGGACCUGAACGAGCUGGAGGUCUGGAACAUGGGGCUCUGGCAGGUCUGCAUUACGCAGGAGGAGGGGGUGGUUGAAUGUCAAGCCCACGGCUCCUUCCUGGCGCUGCCCCCCGAGCUGCGCAUCUCUCGCCUCCUGAUGUGCCUCUCCAACGGGCUGGGGCUGCUCGGCUGUCUCCUCGCUGCCCUGGGGCUGGAGGGCUGGAGAACCUGCGAGGACAAACCUGGGCGAAAGCGCCGGCUCCUGCUUGGCGGGGGAGUCACGCUUGGCGUGGCAGGGAUCACCACCCUGGUGCCAGUCUCCUGGGUCGCCUACGACACCGUCCUCGACUUCUGGGACGAGACUGUCCCCGACAUCGUCCCCAGGUGGGAGUUUGGCGAGGCCACCUUCCUGGGGUGGUUUGCUGGAGCCUUCCUCGCCGUUGGUGGGCUGCUCCUCGCCUGCAGCACCCGCUCCACGAAGACUGCCACGCCGCUGGCCCCUGCCUGCCACCAGGCCCCUGCCUGCCACCAGGGCCCUGCUGCACCAGGGCUGCCUGGGGGCCACCACCUGCACCCCAGAAAUGCAGACUUGGUCAUCUAGGGCCUCAGGGUGCUGUGCCCUGUGCACCUCGUGGCUCUUCUGGCAGGGAGAGCUCCUGCUUGUUUCACAGGAUGAUUUGCUAUUUGCUACGGCAGCUCUGCAGGUUUCUCUCCUUCCUCUGCAUGUCUGCUUCACUUUUUCUCUGUUAAGGAGCAGCAGAUUUCCCCUCAGCACUCACCAAGCAAGUUUGGGAAGGCAACAAGCAGCAGGCAGUGCUUUGUACUGCUGGUGACACCGUGGUACCAUCACUGAUGGGUGACACUGUUGGCAUCCCUGGCGAGUCCCCUGUAGCCAAGUCUGUCGUGGCUAAUGCUGCACCCCAGUGCAGCAGCUCUUUCCUUGCAUGUCUGCGUCACUCUGAUGUAUUUGCAAUAAAUUAUCAUGUCCACUGGCAGUGUGUCUGUGCUCUGAACAUGCAGCUGUAUCUUGCAGAAGAGGGAUGCAGGGUGGGAGCUGCAUGGGGCAGCACUGCUGCUGCAGCUAUGGUUUGGUGUCUAGAAAAGACAGUUGGAAAAGAGAGAGAAAAAUGGAAAACAAGGGGGAAGGAGGAAAACGAGACAAGGCAGCACCGAGUUCUACUGCUGCUGCAAUAGUGGGAUGGCAGUGACUGUGUGCCCUGCAGGAACCUCAUCUUCUCAUGGCUAAGAUGAUAAAGCCGAUAAGUGCCGCAGACCUUUGUGUCAAAAGUUCCUCGACUGCACCAUUUACCUGCGCACAAGAGGCAAGAAAGGGUUUCUGCUGGUCUCAACCGUUCCUUCCACAUUUUCCUGAUUCAGCUGUAAAAAUAAAGGCUGAUUACACACUUCUGUGAGCAAGAGCAUGGACCAUCAGGCUGGAUUAGCACCCGGAGUCCUGACAGGGGCCUGCCUGCUGCUACAGCACUGGUUGAAAACCGAGUUCACCGCUGGUUUAAUCCCUGCAGGCUCAAAGCCGUGGGCGCGUGACCCAUCUCAAGGAAGGCCCAGCCGACAGCAGCAUUCCUGGGGGAAGCAAAGUCCGCUCCCUCUAAGUCCCAUUUUGAAACCUGCACUUUGCUCAGUUGGGAGGAGAAGAAGGAGAGGGUGGGCAAGGAAAGGGAACAGUGAUGAUCCCUGGGACUUCCGAUACUGCAGGACUGGGCACAGAAUUGGUGGUGCUGUGAGAGAAGUGGGAGAGGCAGGUGCUCAAUCCUUCCGAAAAAGAAUCAAAUGAGGUAGAACUGAGGGGGCAGUGUUCCUGGCCAUCACCUCCCAAGGAGAUGCACCCCCUGCCAGCUGCCCUUGGAGGUCUGACCACCCCAGGGAACACAGAGAGGCUGUUUUGGCUCUAACUGCCUUGGGAAAUGGGACGACACGACAGUGAGCAAAGGCUUCAAGCCUGGGAACACUCCUCCUGUCCAGCCCAGUUCAAAUGGCAUGACGUCCCUGGCACCACUCUGUACUCCUGACACUCUUCGUUGGUUCCUUAAAGCAGGUGUUAGGCAUGGCCUGGGCAUUUCAGCUUCUGGCAGCAGCACAAACAACAGAGCAAAGCCACUGUUUCGUGAAUCAGAACAAAUGGGCUCUCCUCUUCCCAAGCCCCAUCUUACUGCUUGCAAGUGCACAAAAGCUGCCUGGCAAUGCCAAGUGCUGGCUGGGAGGAAGUAGCAUGUCCAGGUGGGUGAUGGCCUGGGGGCUCUGUUCAAGAGCUCCAUGUUUCCAUUCAUCAAAGGUCAAACAGCCCAAGCAGGGAGCUGAAGGCAUCAUCCCACUGCUCUGUCACAACGAUGGGGCAAACAAGCUGAAAAAGCAGCACUCUGGCACUGCAGCACCCUGGUCCCUGAGGAGGACAGGUCGCUGCAGGAAUACUGGCAGCCAGA